This is a messenger RNA of Nymphaea colorata (pocket water lily), 1599 nucleotides long. RefSeq lists its product as uncharacterized. The transcript is spliced from 5 exons. Gene Ontology annotation, biological process: transcription initiation at RNA polymerase II promoter. Gene Ontology annotation, cellular component: transcription factor TFIIE complex. The record is from RefSeq and is a predicted model, not a curated record. Bases 379 to 1209 code for a protein of 276 amino acids. NCBI's taxonomy places the organism in Eukaryota, Viridiplantae, Streptophyta, Magnoliopsida, Nymphaeales, Nymphaeaceae.
GUUAAGGUGGCCUUCCUUCUCCCCCCUCUCCCUCUCCCUCUCUCUCUGCUCUCUAUGGUGCCUUAAUCCCUUUCUCCCGCUUCCAUUCAUCAGUUAGUAGUGAACCCUCAACAUCAGUCUCCAUUGGCGCAACAAGGCCCGUGUCACCUUCCUUUUGCCGUUGUCUCCCUCCAUGGUGAUACCUUUCUAGUUGCCCUUUCAUGUUCGCAUUUAUCCGGCGUGCGGCUGGUUUUGGCUGAAAGAAGUUCCAGUUGCAACUGGCGGUAUCCACUGAAGAACAUUGGCUAUCAUCACCACCAAAUUCUGUUCGAUCUCCCCAGUUGUUCAAGCUUUUGCAGUUUACCUGAGGCCAAUUUAUGAUAUACCAGUCCAUACUUUAUGGAUUUGAAGGAGAGGCUAAACAAAUUCAGGAGUCAACAAGAGAAGUGCCAGUCGACUCUUGUAGGUAUCUCUGCACAGGCAACAGCUUCCAAGCAAAAGCAGCCUCAUAGGGCUGCUCCUACAGCUUCAGUUCCACAAAAAUCCCCUGUUCCAAUUAAAUUUUCUAAUGAUACUGAAAGGCUUCAGUACAUUAAUUCUAUUAGAAAAUCCACAGCUGGUUCACAGGUUAAGCGUGUUAUAGACCUGCUUUUUGAGACAAGGCAGGCAUUCACACCUGAGCAAAUCAACGAGUUCUGUUAUGUUGAUAUCAAUGCAAAUAAGUCUGUCUUUGACAUUUUGAGAAAGAACAUCAAAGUAAAUUACGAUGGAAGGUGCUUUUCUUACAAGUCAAAACAUGACAUAAAGAGCAAACAAGAGCUUCUUGUUCUUAUCCGUAAAGCUCUGAACGGGGUUGCUGUAAUUGAUCUCAAGGAUGCAUAUCCCUCUGUUGUGGAGGAUCUGCAGGAACUUAAAGCAGCUGGUGAGGUUUGGUUGCUUUCUAACUUGGACUCUCAGGAAGACAUUGUCUACCCAAAUGAUCCGAGGGCAAUAAUGAAAGUAGAUGAUGACAUAAAGCAGCUUUUCAGAGGGAUAGAAUUGCCUAGAGACAUGGUUGACAUAGAAAAAGAUCUGCAGAAGAAUGGAAUGAAACCAGCGACCAACACAGCCAAAAGAAAAGAAGUGGCAGAGGUGCAGGGAAUCAAGCCUAAACCGAAACAGAAGAAGAAGCGUGAGUUCUCCAAGAGGACCAAGCUGACCAAUGCACAUCUUCCAGAGCUCUUCCAGUGAUAAUGUUCCUGGUUCGUGAAUCACAGGCACAAAAAUCAAGACAAUUGCAUGACUACAUUUUUUUAGGUUGAUUUGGUGCAGCUCAACAAUUGGUCCAUAUUUGAGGUUUAACAUUUUUUAAACAUAUUAGUUUGAUCCCAUGGUCUAAUAAUCAUAGACGGAUGGGCAUCAUCAAGAUUUCAGCAUUCCUUUGUAGGGUCGGAUCUAUUUGGUGUGUCACUAAUCUUUUUCUUCAUGGUUAUAUUGAUAAUGUAUAGCUGAAUUCAUCUUUCCCAUGUUCGCAUAGUGUCGCCAAUGAUAAAUCACUUGACUGUUGCACCAUAUUAUUGUGUAGUAAGGAUACCAUAAUAUUUUAUGAAAGGCCUUUAUGCUCAUAAAGGUUUGUACUUA